This is a messenger RNA of Hyaloscypha bicolor E, 1013 nucleotides long. RefSeq lists its product as uncharacterized. The transcript has 2 exons. The record is from RefSeq and is a predicted model, not a curated record. NCBI's taxonomy places the organism in Eukaryota, Fungi, Ascomycota, Leotiomycetes, Helotiales, Hyaloscyphaceae. Bases 267 to 791 code for a protein of 174 amino acids.
AAGGUCAGAAUUUGUUCGCUUAACUUUCGGUAAUUGAGACGCUCCGUCUUACUUUUGAAGCUGAACUGGAGAGGAAGCAAUUGUGAUUGGACGCCAUUCACUUCACCCCUUGCAGCAACCCCGCGUCGCACCUGACCCCGCCCUGCUAUCGCGUCCACCACCAAACUCUACUUUCUUCAUACCUACAUCCUCACUUGCUUCAAGCCAUCCAACUUAGGUCCUCCCCCCCUCCCAUAACCACUUGAAGAACCUCACAGCCACCCACAAUGGCGACAACGAAAGGAACCUUCACCCACUACAGCGGCCCGCUCUCCGGCCUCCCCUCCACCAACUCGCCAGGCUUCAUCUUCCUCUCCACCUACAUCGCCGGCAUCGACGCCCUUGACCGCUCCUCUCCAGCGGCCAAACAACUGCUCGAGAUCCUCUCCCCAACCGCAACGUUCACCAACAAUGGCGGCGAAUCCUUACCGCUAAGCAAAGUGGAGGCCAUGUUUGCACAACGACAGGGCAUGCUGCAGUUGUUUGAGCAUGGAAAUCCGGUUGUGACAUGGGAUUUGGAGACAGAAGGGGGUGGGAGGACGGUGGUGCUUGAGUGUGCUAGCAAAACUGUCUUCAAAGCCGACCCGAAAAAAGAAGAAGUCAAGGUCGCUGAAUGCCUAUUCGCCAAACUCGAGUCUGCGCCUGAGGGCAAGGGGGUCGCGGGCUUGUGGGCGACAGAGUUGAGGGUGUACAUGGAUUUUGGCACGAUACAUGCAAAAGGAAAGGAGCUGAUGGAUUUGGUCAAGAAGUAAUAUGGCGCGAGGGCGAGCAUAUGCGGAAGUGUGGAUGAGUCGGAACGGCGAGGUGAUAAGGGUGAAUUUCCAAUCUUGGUUCACUGGUGGAAGACAAUGGGAUCGGGUGUCAGCGGAGUUUUUACUUUGAGAAAGACGUUAUGACCACUGACCAGUGCAUGCGAAUUGGAAUCGGUGCAGCAAGAGGAAUUGAAAAUAGAAGCUUUCUUCUCGAUCCUGUGA